This is a messenger RNA of Sardina pilchardus (European sardine), 855 nucleotides long. Its product is annotated as transcription factor 7-like 2. The record is from RefSeq and is a predicted model, not a curated record. Gene Ontology annotation, biological process: regulation of transcription by RNA polymerase II; canonical Wnt signaling pathway. Gene Ontology annotation, cellular component: chromatin; beta-catenin-TCF complex; catenin-TCF7L2 complex. The transcript has 5 exons. Gene Ontology annotation, molecular function: DNA-binding transcription factor activity, RNA polymerase II-specific; RNA polymerase II cis-regulatory region sequence-specific DNA binding. Lineage: Eukaryota; Metazoa; Chordata; Actinopteri; Clupeiformes; Clupeidae. The coding region runs from base 274 to 855 and encodes 193 amino acids.
UCCAGACUCUCUCUAUUUCCAUCCCUCUCUAUCUGUCAAUCAGCGCCGCCUUUGAACUGAAAACCACUCCGACCAACUUCAACUCCUCAAUCCGAGCGGCUCAGCUCCAUCUCCGGCUUCUUUUUCUGCCAAGAUUCCCCUCUUUUGAGUUUGUACUAACCGCCAGUGCUUGGAAAACGCCAAUACAGACCCUAAACUUAAACUCGGAUCCGGGAUCACUAAGAUCAAGGGUUUAAAACUUUGUGUUUUUGCCCCCAAAAUUGCUCGGGAAAAAUGCCGCAGCUCAACGGCGGUGGAGGGGACGAUUUGGGUGCGAACGAUGAAAUGAUUUCCUUCAAAGACGAAGGGGAACAGGAGGAAAAAAUUUCGGAGAACUCUUCUGCAGAAAGGGAUUUAGCAGACGUCAAAUCUUCUCUUGUAAACGAAUCAGAAACGAAUCAAAACAGCUCGUCAGAUUCAGAGGCGGAAAGACGGCCUCCGCCUAGAUCUGAAACUUUCAGAGACAAAACAAGAGAAAGUUUAGAGGAGGCUGCGAAGCGGCAAGAUGGAGGGCUGUUCAAGAGCCCACCGUACCCGGGCUAUCCGUUUAUAAUGAUCCCUGAUCUCACGAGCCCGUACCUCCCGAACGGAUCACUUUCUCCAACAGCACGCACAUACCUGCAGAUGAAAUGGCCGCUGCUGGACGUCCAGGCCGGAGGCCUCCAGAGCAGACAAGCCCUCAAAGACGCUCGCUCCCCCUCGCCCGCACACAUCGUGGGCCCCUUCUGCUUGGAGCUGGCUGGACAGACAGAUCUCAGCCUACACCAAUUUCAGUUGGUGAGCACCCCAUCAUUCCGUCUCCUAGCAACCUCAUGA